Cinara cedri is the source of this 4195-nucleotide messenger RNA. The record is from the annotation of a GenBank genome assembly. NCBI's taxonomy places the organism in Eukaryota, Metazoa, Arthropoda, Insecta, Hemiptera, Aphididae.
CUUACGAUAUAUUAUACUUCGUUAAAAAAUUUAGGUUUUUAAAAGUAAUCAAAUAAUUACAACUACCAAGAUGGUAUUGUAUCGCACGCGUAUUAUUAUCAUAGUUUUGGUACAAAUACUGGUAAUUUUCAUCCGGGAAUCGGCGUGCAUAAACAAUCGGCGAGCGCUGCGAUUGGCCUCGAUGUCAGCGAUACGACGCACGAUGACGGAUAAUGCGAAAAAUAUGAGAAUGAUGACCUUACGUCGACCGGAAACAGCGCUAUUCGGCAUGAAAUUAUCGCCUCCGCGCCGCAUUAAAUCGCAAUCGGAAGUAGAUCUGGAAAUCGCCAUAAGUAUGCAUUACGAACAUACGGAAACAUCAAAUAACAAUAUAGACAAUGUCGGUAGCAUCGAUAAAAUGACUAAUGUCUUGCUGAAACCGAUGGACGCGUUAGAAACGUUCCAACACAUUUUAAACCGUAUUGUGCAACUGUUGUAUAAUUCCUACACCUCGAUAUUCGCCGACAUAAUCUUAAUCAGUUUCGUUUUGUCUCGGAACGAAAACGAUAACCAUAGGGUACAAUUCAAAACCGAGUAUUUAGACAUCGUGUGCUCAUAUAUACCUCGAAUUUUGGACUAUUUGUACAUAAGCCACAUCCCUAAAAACAUUGAAUAUUUCUAUUUAAACAAAUUUCAUUGCACGCUUUGUUACAGGAUGCUUAAUUUCGUAAAAAAAAACUGUACCGCCACCGACUCAGGUUACAUGAUAUGUACAACCAGAAAAGUGCAGGAAAUAUAUUCGAACAUCUUAUCGUAUUUGAAUCGCGACGACUUUCCUAAGGAGUCAAAUUACCAUGAAAUUGACAAAAUGUUUAUUAAAAGUGCGUACGAACACAUAAGCAAAAUCGAUAGGACAUUGAUAAUUGACUAUGCGCAUGUCGAGUUCAAUAUAUUUAAAGACGUGAAUAAGAGGUUUCACAAUGCUAUCAUACAGACAGCGGAUCCAAAAGCAAUAAGCGAAAUCGAUGAUCAAUUGCUAAAGGACAUUGUUAACAAUUUCUUGCGUAUUAAUACCGAAUACAUUAACGAGCUGAUGUUGAACACCUGUGAUCUAGUCUUAGACCUAUCCGAAGAGGAUGUAAAGGAUCUUUCAACGCCUACCGUGGUAAGUAAAUUAUUAUUAUACACGUUCCGAAGACUGGAAAAACAAUUUAAAGAUAAAGUCGACGAAUUCCAAGCCAAAUACGGCAAAAACGUAUUAACUCGUGUAAACGAGAAACGAAUUAACAAUGACGUUUUACAUGUAUUUAAAGGGUUAUGCGAUUAUACUCCGAAAAUUCUUCUAUAUUUGGCCGAACGUCGUGUCAAUAUCGGGUCAUUGUCUAGUCUGUACCUGUCGUUUUGUGGAAACCUUAUGGAUUUUAUCGAUUCCCGCUGUCCCCGUGUGUUUUCGAACGGUAACGUAGAAAAGAAUUAUACGGUGAGGUGUGUCACGGAAUCGAUAAAAGAUAAAUUGAUGUGGAAUUUGUAUACAAUAACUAAAAUCAUUUCGAAAAGAGAUCAAUAUACAAGCGUGUUGUGUACAAAUGUCCAUAAUAAAUAUAUUGAGAAUAUCCACGCGGCCCUGAUCGACUUCAGAUACCAGGAAAUCGGUCUGUGGCCUAUGUACAAUUGGUUGAGUGGAAAAUAUUUUUUCACCGAAGAUUAUGAUAACUCAUCAUUUAAUCAAAUUAAAGAAAACAUAAUUUACAUAAACGGUAUACCGUUUACAUUGUCGGAGAUUUACUAUCAGUUUUUACCGUUGAACACAAAGUUAGAAACCGUUUUCGCUUUUCACAACAUAAUUUUAGAUAACCUGGACGCAAUAAUGAACACUUACGUGUAUCGGUACGCGUUCACGAUCGUUUUAUAUCUGAAGCACAUGAACAAUAAGGUCGACAAACAAAGACUACUGAUUUUGGAUGGCUCUACCAUAUGGUAUGAAACAGGAAAGUCUAAGCUUUAUAAAUACCUUCGCGAUUUACCGGUCCCGUAUAAAUCUCCAGAAAACAUAGGGAAUAUGGUUUCCAAUAUUAAAUGUAUAAGCGACACUAUAACAAACGGUUACAGUGCGACCCAAUCGAUUCAAGAAAACAUUCCCCCCAAAAUUCUAAAAGAAACACGCGAAUGGGCCGAACCUCAGCUCGUUGGUAAAACCGGCACCGAUUACUUGAAUCGUUUAAACGAAAUCUUAAUCGACAAUUGUUUGAACGCUAUGGAAAUUGCGUCUAUUUUCGUUAACAUUGCAGUGAAAUCGGAUGUAAUAAAAAUAAAUGUGUUCAGCGAACAAUUUUCUUUUACUACUGAUGAGUUAUUUUGCGCAGAGCAUUUAUCCAAGAUCUACAGUACCAGCUAAAUUAUUGACAUUACCACACAUCUAAUAAUAUAAUAUUAGUGCUAGCAUGUUUUAUUUAAGUUUAAAAUUACAGAAAUACAAAUAUAUACUAUUUUUUAAAAAUUUUGAUUUUGGAUUUACAUCAUUGAUUAUUUAGAUAUUUUAGUUUAUGUAUACUAUUAUGAUUAAUAACCAUACAUAGUUGAUAAACUAUAAAUAAGGUAUUGAAUAUUACACUUAUAAAUUAUUUUUUAAUUUUUCGCACGAUAUACUUAAUUUGGUUUUUUUUUUUUAUCAAAUAAUACAAUUCACAUCGGAAUGGUUUGAUAACAAUAUGGCCAGCUGUAAAAUUUAGGAAAACCAGUCAAAAUAUCGUAUUAAAAAUGUCGCGAAAAGAAAAAUGUCACAACAUAAAUAGUAUGUAAUUAUAGAACACGAUUUAUUGGUUUUUUUUAGAUUCUGAGUCGAGCGAAGAAGUGUAUGAUUUUACAUUGGAAUUUUUUUAUCGUUAACGUCGAACGCGUUUUGCAAUGCCGGGAACUGUCAAGAUCGAGAUUUCAAACCGCUACUAUAUGAAUAUUUAUAAUCGGAGAAGGAUAUUUUAUAUGCACUAAAAAUCCAUGAAAAAAAAAACGCUUGUAAAUACUGUAGAAAAAAAACGGCAGACCUAACCUUCGAAAAUUAUAUUUAAAAACAUUAAUUUUCGAACACUACACAAAUGAUCGACACGCGACCUUUUUUUUUUAAAUAAAAAAAGUAUUUGUUAUUACGUUAUAUAAAAAAUAUACUUUGUAUCAAUCAUAUUUUGGGGUUUGAUUAUUUUAUUAGAAACAUUAGAGCUGAGAUUUGUGGCGGUGCUGCCACGGAAUAUUAGUCACCGGAAAACUUAAAUUACGUCAAAACUAAUGAGUACAAAGAUAAUUCAGAAAUCGCACAUAAUAAACAAAACGUAAAACUAUUACACGUACCUCGCAGCGGUCAAAAUCUAAAAAAUGUCGUUACGUGGACUAUACAUUGUGUCGAUGUUCAAGUAGAUUCACUUUGAAUUACCGCUGUACACAGUGAUAAAUUAUCGUUUAACAUUUUAAACCGCAAUGUUGAAAUAAUAUACGUGCAGCGUAUACUUUUGCGAGGUUCAUUUUUGUCAGAGAAAAAUAUAAAUCGAUAACAAGACAAAUAGAAAAUUUCGAGCACAAGUCGGAAAGCGUAUAAACUAUCGAAAGCACAAGUUGCAGUAGGUAUUUAAAACGGUAAAAUAGAUCCGAUCUGCCGAUAGGUGUGCCGCUGUUGUAUCGGUGAGAAGUUGGGAACGUAGGAUGCAUAGUUAUUUAGUUUAUAUGUACAUAUAUACGGCGUGUGAUCGUUACAAUUAAUAUCAUCGUAGCCGAAAUGAGAAAUUGUUGUCAACGGAUUACGAUUCAGAGCAAACAGAGCGGGAUUUAGAUUUUCGGAUGAUCGCGGCAAAUCUUUUUUUGAAACUCUUUAGGUAAAAAAAUUUAAAAAACCUAUAUCUAAAUAGUCAAGGAAAAAAUUUGAAAUUCGCAAACUUUUCUCGUUAUAAUUAUCUACCAAAAAUGUAUUUAUUUCCAGUUUGAAAUACUGCCGUUCAUGUCUCAGUAAUUUCAAUGUUCAUUUAAAUAUAGUAAUGUUAUAAUAUUUGUAUUAAACCUACCUCGUAAUUAUACGAGUCAAAAUAAGUAAAUUAAUCUCAUAACGUUUUAUUUAUUACAAUUUUAAAAUAAAAUCUUUGCAAUGUUAUAUUUAUGAUUUUAAAACAAAAAAGGCGGACAUACAUCGCACAUUCACGCAGCCACUGUGAUUGGUGAAAAGUUGGAAAGGUAG